AUGUCUCGCGCGCCCAUCAUAUUCAAUUGUCUUAUCCGCACCCACCACAUCACCUCACGCAAGAAGCUACAGCGUGUCCGUCGCGCGGCAAGCCAGCUCAAUGUCGACUGGCUGCUUGUCCGCAGUGGCGGGUGUCCAGGCAUCAUGUUCGCCGAAUCGCGUGACGCCGCUGGUCUGGAGGAAUGGCUGGCCACUGUCCACGCGCUGCGGUACAAGGAUUUCCGCUGUGUCGCGAAACCUGCUCCGUCUUGUGGGAUAAUUGUUACGGAUGAGGGUGCCAAAAAGAAGCGGCAGGGAGCAGGCCGGCCGUCUGAUGACACCGUGACAGGCAAUUUGCUAGCCACGGGCUUCUACGAGACAGAAUCCGUUGCAGAAUUCGGCAAGGAAUUGGGAAAAAGAGGGCUCGCUUCAUGGUGGAAAAAGGCAAUGGGAUAUUCACCCGACAGUUGA
Molecule: messenger RNA, 450 nt
Organism: Clonostachys rhizophaga
Lineage: Eukaryota; Fungi; Ascomycota; Sordariomycetes; Hypocreales; Bionectriaceae
Source: the annotation of a GenBank genome assembly